AUGGCAUCUGGCCAGGACGUAGCUCACAAGAAGCAGCAAGAAUUGCAAUUACAGUACACCAACUAUAAGAAUACCUUACAAUCGCUGGCACAGAAGGUCGGAGAGAUCGAACAAGAGAUAGAAGAACAUAAGCUCGUCACCGAAACUCUGCAGCCACUUCCGGCCGACCGCAGGUGUUUCCGAUUGAUCAACGGCGUGCUUGUUGAGAGGACUGUCAAGGACGUCUUACCGGCGCUCAAGACAAACUCAGAUGGAUUGAAGCAAGUGUUGGAAGAGUUGGUGAAACAAUAUAAGACCAAGCAAGACGAGAUGGACAAAUGGAAGCGAAAGAACAACAUUCAAGUGGUCGCAAAUUAG
Molecule: messenger RNA, 357 nt
Organism: Capronia epimyces CBS 606.96
Lineage: Eukaryota; Fungi; Ascomycota; Eurotiomycetes; Chaetothyriales; Herpotrichiellaceae
Product: prefoldin subunit 2
Exons: 4
Coding region: 1-357 (118 amino acids)
Biological process (GO): protein folding
Cellular component (GO): cytoplasm; prefoldin complex
Molecular function (GO): protein folding chaperone
Source: RefSeq, a predicted model, not a curated record